This is a messenger RNA of Durusdinium trenchii, 4210 nucleotides long. The record is from the annotation of a GenBank genome assembly. NCBI's taxonomy places the organism in Eukaryota, Dinophyceae, Suessiales, Symbiodiniaceae.
GCCCUUUCAGCUCAAGCUGACCUAGUCUAUGAAUGUUUCAGUCCAUAUUUCCGUACGUGGUGUGCCUGUGCUUCUUCUGCACAUGUGGAAUCCGACCUCAUGCCUCAGAGGAUUUGGGUUUGGACGUGAGGUCCUCUGAACCACCUUUGCAGCACACCGCCAAGAAGGAGCCAAGAGAAGCAGCAGGAUCCAUUGGGCACGUUCCAAUGAGCAAAAACAGGACCCAGGAACGGCUCAUGGCGGAGCUUCAAAGAGAGGUGGGCAGACUCGGAGACCUCGCACCAGCCCCGCGACGCACGUGCAGGGCCGAGAUGGAGGCCUUGCGGGCAAAACUGAAGCUCUGGGGACUGGACGGCAACGGCAGUCCAUGUGGAUGGCGUGGGGUCACCUGCCACGACUGUGCGGUCACACGCCUCUCCUUCUAUGGGUGGAAGAAUGGAGUUGGAGGUGACGUUGCGGCUCUACAGGAGAUGCACGAGCUCCAGUCGCUGAACCUUGCGAAAAAGAAUUUCAGCGGUGACAUUGUCGCCUUGAGGAACCUCACCAAACUCAGAUGGCUUUCGAUCUCUGGCACAAGGGUCACUGGGGAGGUGGAAUCCUUGCAAAACCUGACUUCGCUUCGGCACAUGAACGCUUGGGGGUCGCAGCUGUUCGGCAAUGUGGCAGCCUUCCAAAACAUGCAUGAGUUGAGCUACCUGCAGAUUAGCGUUUGCCAUCUCAUCGGUAGUAUUACAAGCAUCACCGGCUUGCGCAGGCUGAAGGUGUUGAAUCUUGAGCGUACCCAAGUCACUGGCCCAAUCAAGGCCUUAGAAGGGAUGGCUCAGCUGGGAAAUGUGCAGCUGCAGUAUACCAAUGUAACAGGUGACAUUUCUGCCUUGCAGCAUCUGAAACGCCUCCAUACAUUGAGACUCCAAAACACACAGAUCUUUGGAGACAUCUCAGCGUUGAAGGGCCUCUGGCUGAAGAUGCUCAAGCUUUGGAACACCAAUGUUACAGGUGAUAUCAUGGCUUUACGAAGCAUGACUCGCCUUGUCAUCGCCUACCUUGGAGACACCCAAAUCACUGGCGACGUGAGCUCCUUGAAACAUGUUACCAAGCUCAAGCAGCUGUACUUGCAACGCACUGGCAUCACCGGCCAAAUCAGCGCUUUGCAGGGCAUGAAGGACUUGCAGGAGUUACUUUUGCAGAGGACCAAGGUUCGCGGCAGCUUAGAGCUGCUGAGAAGUUUGCCCGCUCUUGUGAAGGUGGACUUGUCACAAACACAGGUCGUUGGCUGGAUAUCGUCAGAGUGGCAAGGCUGCUGCGAGCACUUGAUCCAGCUGAACCUAGCGGACAGCCAUGUCAGCCUCCCAGCCAACCAGGGGCGCAUUCGACGGUUUGACCAUACCUUGCUACCAGCAUUGCAGACAUUGGUUGUGAGCGGAUGCUCAUUGAAUGGCACAGUAUCCGACCUGCUUUUGCCCUUGGCACGGACGCCUCUGUCAAAAAUCGUCGCGUCGAGAUGUAACCUCCAUGGAGACGUGCCGCAGCUUGACGCCAUUAAAUCAGCGACGAUCGGCAGUGUGACUCUAGCAUCGUGGCGUAGCCCUUUGGCAGAUACGCUCCAAACCAUCGAUCUCUCCAACAACUACAUCACUGCUCUUGACACCCUCCCGUCAACUGUGCGAGUGGACCUGCAUGGCAACAAGGUCGCGUUGAAUGUAGGCAGAAAGGCUCUACUCCAAGCGGCAAGAGGUGUGGAGCUGAACUUGAAGAGAGUCAACCUCAGCAAUCCAACCGAAGCUCGAGAACUGCUUUCGAAAGAAAUCACUCUUGCAGAGGCCUGGACCCUGACCAAGGAGUCUGAGGGCUACGUUUGCAAAGACUUCGUGCAAGACUCCAUCCGCGUCACGCCCGAACUGUUUCUGCCGAACGAGAUGUGCAAUUGCACAAAGGGCUAUGCAGGCACAGGUACCAACUGCAGCUCUUGUCCAGCGGAUAGUUUUAGUGCCGUGAUUGGAUCGGCCAAAUGUGAGCCUUGCCCCCAGCAUGCCAGUGCACGAAAGGGGUCCACUUCGGUUGAUGCUUGUGAGUGCUCAUUUGGUGUUCUGACUGAAUGGGAAGGCUUCUGGAGUUGUCAAUGCGAACGCGGCUGGGCUUUGUCAUCGCUGAACCGCUGCACACCCUGCAGCGAGCUGAAGCUGCGCUGUGCCGUGCGUGGAAGCAUUGCCAAUGAGUCUGACACAGAGUUCGGCUUUUCCCGCUUGGAGGCUAAUGCAGAGAAGGCCUACCAAUGCUUGGAGCCAAAGCAUUGCAAGCCAUCUGGCUGUGCAGGUGGCUACGAGGGACUUCUAUGUUCUGAUUGCAAGGCUGGCUAUCGGGUGAGCAAGAGGCAAUGUGUGAAAUGCGCUGACCAUUUAGGGGAUCAGGCCAAGCACCUUGGCAUCGGAUUGCUGGUCCUCAUCCUCGCCCUCAUGGCUCUUCUAAGUCUUGGCUUCAUCUACGCCCACAGGUCGGAGUUCAGCCUCCAGAUUCGCUAUACAUGUGCGGCGCAGCUGCUUGCCUCCCAGGGGGCCGGCCUUCUGCAACUCGCGCAGCUGUGGGUCAUCCUGGCCGGCCUCUCGAGUCACCAGAGCUUACCGGUUGGGAUGAAUGUCACAGAGGUGGUACCCGAAGAGAGCGGCGACUCAUGGGUGGCCAACAUCGGAGUAUUGCAACUGAGUGCAAUGGAUUUGCAGAGUUUCCUUUCUCUUCAGUGCCAGUUGGAUGGGCGUGCAGUGCGGUCCAUGGCCGCUUUGGUGACACCACUCCUUCCACUUCUUUUGCUGGCUUGCUGCGGGUGUGUGGAAGUGUGUGCUCCUGGUGUAGGAAUCAGCAUGGCUCUGAAGGUGGUGACGGUGCUCUUCAUUGGCGGAGCGUCCGGUUCGACGCAGCUCUUGGAGUGUCAGGAAGAGGAUGGAGCAGGUCAAAGCUUGGGCCGCUUUGCCUUUCGACCACUUUUCCCUCACUUGCUGUGCUCCGAGCAGACUGAAGAAGCUGUUUGGGUGGACGCGAUUGGCCGGGUCACGGGCGUGUGCUAUGCUGUAGUCAUUCCAAGCUUGUUGGCUUUUAUUUUUGCCAAGCAGCAUGUGCUUCUGCGGCAAAGCAAGACCUUCAUCGCCCGUGCUCAAAGCUCGAAUGGAAAUGUCACGCUACAACUUUGCACUUGCGAAGGGUCGCAGCCGAUCAAGGAGAAUCUCUUGGAGAAGCGAUUGGUGGCGGCAGCAGCAGCGCAGGUCGCGCUGCAUCACGCGGGUGGGCGUGCGAGAAUCCGGCUGCGGGAGGAGAUGGUGAUUGUGAGCACGCUUGACAAGCAUGAAGAAGAUGCUGAUUUUUCAGUGGAGCAUCUCACGAAUGUGAUGUUGGAGGGUGAUGAGAAGGAAGCGCACAUCCUCAACUGCAACAGCAUUGUGCAGAUGCUGACAGAGCGGAGCAUUCUUGAUGAGAUCAAGUCGGACCGAUGGAUUCUGGGUGCGAAGCAAGUCCUAUGCAAGUAUGCAACCUGCCGAGACGUUUGGGUGGAGGUUUGCUCGAAAGUGGUCUCGGUGACUUUGGUUUCUGUUGUUGCAGCGAAAGACGGUGUGUGGCUCUCCAUCACGCUGACCUUGAGUAUGGCCUUGGUCAUUGGCAUUGUACGCCCUUUCGCCCAGUCCCAGGUGAACACCCUCCAGAGCUUUUGUUUCUUUUGUCUUUCUGUGGCUGCUGUGGGUUUCAAGCUGCUCGGUUUCAAGCUGCACAGCACAGGUGGAUGUUGCAUCCAGAUCCACAGGUGGCUGUGGUGUUCGUAGAGGCGCUUGGGUUUGCUCAAGGAUCCGUGAUCCGGGAAAAGAUAAAAACAUCAUCCUAAGCAAAACCUGGCGUAUGUUUCUUUGUUGGACGGCCAGUGCACUGAGGUGGUACUCCCCAAUGGUGGCACGCGCGGCUCUUUCAACGCCCUUCCUUUUGUUGGCACUGCAAAUGCUACGCCCGGAUUGCACAGAGACCUUAGCCCUGCGCUUGCAGAAGGCCCGGACGCAGGGGUGAGUUGACAAGUUGACAGCUAAAUUUUGUGUGUUUUUGCGAUUAUUCUCCCAACAAUUGCAGCAAAUCCCAAACGAUAAUCGCAAGGAAUUGGAAGACAAGAUCCCAAAGAUGCGAAUGGGAGAAGCAGUGGAAAUUUCUGCAGAGCAAAUCCGGUUUCUUUAAAUGGGAA